AAUUCAGCGUGGUAAGGAGGAAAUAACAAAUUGUCAUUUAAGUGAUUACACGUCGCUGUCAAGUACAUGUUUUGAGGUUUACAUAAUAUAUAGAACUUAAAUAGCCAUAAAUAGCGUACGUAAUUGUCCGUCACGUCGUAGUACAAACAAUUGGAGCGGUACUUCUCAAAUGGAAUACUAAUGAUGAAUUUCCAUUACUGUUUACGUGCAUAUUAAUAUUGCAAUACGUUCAGUUGAAUUUCCAGAUCUAUAUUUGCACCUGAUGAGAGGAUGCUGCGAAGACAUGGAUCCAGAUUCUCUCCGUGCUGAGAUUGAAGAACUGAAGAAACAACUCCAUCAGAAAGAGAAACAGUUAAAUUUACUUGAGCAGAAUGUGCAACUGGAAGAGAUGGUGAAGAAUUUUGAGGGGACAAAACUGAAUAAUGAAGAAAUUGGAAGGUUUAGCAGACAAAUAAUAGUUCCUGGCAUUGGAGUUAAAGGUCAGCUUGCACUGAAAACAUCAUCUGUUCUUAUUGUUGGAGCUGGUGGAUUAGGAUGUCCUUCUGCUUUGUACCUUGCAGGGGCUGGUGUUGGACAUAUUGGUAUAAUAGAUUAUGAUAAAGUUGAACUGAAUAAUUUACAUCGACAGUUACUUCAUUCUGAAGCAAGCUUGGGAACACCAAAGGUUGAAUCUGCUGUGGAAGCCUUGAAAAGGCUAAAUAGUGGGGUACAAGUAACUCCCUACCACAUACAGCUGGACAGUCAGAAUGCUCUGGAAAUAGUAAAAAAGUAUGAUAUAGUUGUGGAUGCCACAGAUAAUGUUGCUACACGAUAUCUUCUUAAUGAUGCAUGUGUCAAAGCAGGAAGACCACUUGUGUCAGGCAGUGCUUUACAGUUUGAAGGGCAGCUUACUGUUUAUAACUAUGAAGAUGGGCCUUGUUAUCGCUGCUUAUUUCCUGUGCCACCACCACCAGAAACUGUUACAAAUUGUGGAGACGGUGGAGUCUUAGGAGCAGUUCCUGGGGCUAUUGGUGUGUUACAGGCACUAGAAGCAAUUAAGAUAAUACUGAAGAUACCAGGUGUUCUCUCACAAAGAUUGUUAUUAUUUGAUGGAUCAUCUGGAAUAUUCAGAAAUGUUCGCUUAAGGAAAAAGAAUCCAGAUUGUGAGGUUUGCGGAGAAAAUCCAAAAAUUACAACUCUUAUUGAUUAUGAACAAUUUUGUGGAUCAAGAGCCAAUGACAAGGAUCAUAAGCUUCAGUUACUAGAUGCUAGGGACAGGAUCACACCUUUGGAAUACAGAAGCUUUCUUAAUGAAGGGAAACCACAUAUUUUAGUAGAUGUAAGACCUCCAAUGGAGUAUGAGAUAUGCCACUUAGACAACGCAAUAAAUAUUCCGCUUGACACAAUAAACAGUGAAACUGUUCUGUGUGACAUAAAGCAACUUAUUGAUGCAAAAAGAAAUAAAAGUUCUUCUCUCCCAGUUAUUGUAGUCUGUCGCCGUGGGAAUGCUUCACAGAAAGGUGUUAUUAAACUGAAAGAACACCUAACAGAAGAGGCAGUGACAAUACGGGACAUUAUAGGAGGCCUGCAUGGUUGGGCAAAUGAUGUUGACAAGUUGUUUCCUGUUUACUGAUGUCAUGCAUACACUGGUUCUUGUACGAAGAUAAAUGGUGGAAGCCUUUUAUUCAAACAACCAAGAUCAUUUUUAAAUACAAAUAAAAUUUCCUGACAGUGCUACUUGGAGGGUUAAUUUAGCAAAAAAUAUGUGAUUCCUAAAUUACACUUUCCCAUGGCAGAGAUUUAACCAUAUUGUACAAGGUGUACAAUUUUGCUUCCGCCAUUUUUUCCCCAACAUUUGAGGCUGUAAUGAAACAAAUUGAUUACACAUGUAUUAUUCAAAGUAUUUUCCGUCACUGGCCACUACUUUCUCCCAUCUUUUGGGCAGUGUAUGAAUCCCAUGUUGAAAAAAUUGUUCAUCUUUUGAAGUGAUCCAUGAAUCGAUCCAAUUUGUGGCUCCUUCAUGAGAUUGGAAGCGUUGGUCAGCCAGGUCAUGUGCCAUUGAUCUAAACAGGUAAUAGUCAGAGGGAGAAAUGUCUGAAGAAUACAACAUGUGGGGUAUGACUUCCCAUUUUAACAUUUCCAAGUAUGUUUUGACCUCUUUUGCAACAUGGGGUCGAGCGAAAUCAUGCUGCAAAACCACUUUAUCGUGCCUCUCGCUGUAUUGCGUCAGUUUGUCGUUUAAUGCUCUGCUCAAAUGCAUUAAUUAUGUUCAAAAAUGAGCACCUGUGAUUGUUUCACGUAGUUUUAACACCUCAUAGUACAUGACGCCGAGCUGGUCCCACCAAAUACAGAGCAUGAACUUGAAGCCACGUGGUAGCAUGGCCGGGAUAUCCUCAUGAUUUUUUUGCAUUUAGGGUUAUCAUAAUUAACCCAUUUUUCAUCCAUGGUCAUAAUGCGAUGCAGAAAUCCCUUCCAUUUUUGCCUCUGAAGCAACUGUUCACAAACACACAAACGCCGUUGACUGUCUUGUGGUUUCAGCUCACAUGGGACCCAAGUUCCUUCUUUCUCAAUCAUUCCCAUAGCCUUGAGACAUUUAGUGUCACUCCCACUAAACAUGCCAUUUCUUCUUGACUUUGACACGAGUCUUCACUCAACAAUGUCUCCAAUUCUGCAUCUUCAAAAACAUUCUCUCUUCCACCACUAUGCCGGUCUAUGACAUUAAAAUCGCCAUUCUUCAAGUUUUGAAACCAUCCAAGAUACAUUCUUUCACUAGUAGCGUCCUUACUAUACAUACUUGAGAGCAUUCGAUGAAGCUCAGCUGCUGUUUUCUUCAUAUUGAAACAAAACAGUAACAGCUCCCGCAAAUGAUGAGAAUUAGGCUCGAAAACUGACAUUUUCAAUCAAGAACAACUUUAUGAUGCAGACACAAAUCGACAAAUGUUUGAAUGAGGUUAUGUUGACCAAGGUCCAAGCUAACUGCCUGACUUCUGUGAUCUCUUUCUUUCAGCCACUACUUACCAUUGUCACCAUCUGUCGGGAAACGGCAGAAGCAGAGUUGUACACCUUUUAGUUUCCCAUGUCAACGUGCAUAAUGCACCUUAUUUUUGCAGAGAACCAAUCUCACUAUCAUUGCAUGUACACUAACAGUUUUUCAAGAGAAACUACAGACACGCAAAUUUACAAGCAGCUGUAAACUACAUCCAGUAAGCAUAAAUUCAAAUGAAAUCAGGAAACAUACAUUAUUACACAAUAAACAUAUGUAACUAAGGAAUAUAUAAAUAAACAAUAAAAGUCAGAUUUCUGUAUUCAAAGUUAAAGGUGUUAAUAUAAUAAUAAUAAUUUCCUUAAAUGGUCUGGGCGUUUCCUUCUGUAUACUCGUUGUACAUACUUCCUAAUAUUAAGGAUUUGUCUACAUUUGUAUACGUGGGAUUUCUAUAUAACUUACAUUUACUUGUAUCAAUGGUACUGAGGUUUUGUGACUUAUGUAACUUCCAUUACACAAAAUAAUAUUUAAUAUA
Molecule: messenger RNA, 3497 nt
Organism: Schistocerca gregaria
Lineage: Eukaryota; Metazoa; Arthropoda; Insecta; Orthoptera; Acrididae
Gene: Uba4
Product: adenylyltransferase and sulfurtransferase MOCS3
Exons: 9
Coding region: 263-1612 (449 amino acids)
Biological process (GO): tRNA wobble position uridine thiolation; protein urmylation
Cellular component (GO): cytosol; cytoplasm
Molecular function (GO): adenylyltransferase activity; URM1 activating enzyme activity; thiosulfate-cyanide sulfurtransferase activity
Source: RefSeq, a predicted model, not a curated record